AAUUUAAAAAGCAGUAGUUAACAUUUCCACACUUGACAUAUUUUCCUGUCUGUUAAAUAAUAAUGACCUCAGUUUUCUGCACCAUCAUAUGUCUUGAAAAAAAUCUGAAAUUUAGGUGAAUUUGUUUUAUUUAUCUCAUGUUCAUGUAUUCAAAUACACAAUAUUCAACUCUAUGUAAUGUCUGCAAUAAUUGCAUGGAGCUAGAUUCAGCAAAACAAGAAUUUAAGGAUUUCUAUUGUACAGCUUUGAAGAAUGUGGUAGCAAAAGUUCAUCUGUCAUUCACAUGAUGGCAGUAGAGAUCUUCACUCUGAUGGUCUGGAUCCUUGUUCUGCCCUUUGGAGGAAACUGCAUUCAUUAAGGUGUUUAGAAUCGCAGGUGUGUUCCCUUUCUGUUAGAAGUGACUCAACACGACACCUUUAUCAUUUAACGUUGUCUUCAGUCAGGCGUGAUGUUUUCAUUCUUCGUCAUGGACGACGCAAGCGUUUAGAUUUGUGCCAGCACGUUCUAUUCCUCCAGCAUUCAUGGGAUCUGAGAGUGAGGGGUGUCAUUUAAAAGGCUAUUUUUAUAGAGAAGAACAAUUUGAAAAAGAUUAAAGGAACAUGGAAGGUCAGUUUGCAGUGUUAGAAGUAAUGCAUUUGAUUAUGACAGAGAACAAAGUAAAAUGAAUAAAAGUGAAUGUAACAGGUGGAAAGUGUAACUAAAUAAAGGCUUGCAAUUCUUUAAGCCUGCCCAAAUCCAUGUGUCGUUGACUAUCCCAUAAUUGGUGAGCAUAUUUUCAUAUGCUGUGAGCAAUGCUAAUUUAAAGACAGGAUGCAGCACACACUACCUGACACACAACGGGCUACUUAUUAAAUGAAACGCCUUUUUCUGAACAGGCUUAUUACUUCCGAUUUUGGCUUGCGGAGAAGGUCAUACGCUUCAUUUUCGUCCCAGCUCAACCUCUCCAGCUGUAUUUGUGGAGCGUCCCCUUAUACAAACGCACAGGCAGUGUGGAGUCAGUCUGUGACACGCAUGUUAGCCAAUAGGCGAGCACGGGGAAAGUUUCUUAAUCAUGCACCCAAUAGGGUUGGUCAGAGGGCGGGUCUUGAAAAUCAUACUUGGUUGAAUGGCGAUACAAAGCCUACUAGCACCGAAACGGGCGAUGCGUGAUCAAUAGCGCCCAUCUGUCUCGCAGAGCUGCAUGGGAAGAGCUGGACAGCUCACUGAGCACCGUGCUGCGAGCCCAGCGUUCGCUCAUCCGACGUGCGCCAGGGUGCGAACCAGUCCUGCCAGCGCGUUAUCGCCAUGGAUGAAAUCUGUCCACCACGGAGACGGUGGACGGACAGCUGCGAGGUCAGGACGGCAGCUUAGGGAUUCUUACAAUGCAGGAAUACACGGGAGCCGCGGGAUAUUCUGCUUGACCACCGAACGGGAGUGGAUCGCGACCGAUUAAUCGACCAUGGGGAGACUCACCAUAUAACCGUGUAGGGGGCAGCGACCACACGCACAGGUGAACAGCUCGCCGGGAUCAAUGAACCGAUGGAUCAGGGUGGACUCCGCAAUGGAGUCAUCCCGUGCACUCUCACAUCCGAGGCUCUGGUUUGCUCCACACUGUCGGGCGAAGGCGUUUGGGGGAUAUGACGGAGGCUCGGUCCGUUCUCGCCGGUUCGGAGUGAACUGGCACUGACUGCGCAAUUACCGUUUUACGGAAUACCGGGAACACGCGUGGAGCAUAUUCCCUGUACGGAUGGGCUCACUUCCCGUGAUGCUUUGGUUGCCCAGGGUUACGUCCCCAGGGGUUAUAUUGGAUGUUUAAUUAUUUUAAGUGGUCUCUGAAGUGCUUUGAUUUAAUUUUAUUCUUAACUUUUUAGUCUUCAGAGGUUUUUCUUGUGCAAAUUAGCAACUUGAUCUUUCCCCGGUUCUUUCAAUGGCGGAGUUAACAGAAUGAUGAUAACAGGACUUCUUUUCAGGUCGCAUUUAUUUAAAAAAAAAAAAAAACCGGCGCUGCAAUUAAUUAUAGAGACAUGAUUGGACUACUUCCUUUGGGAGUGGAACAACUUGACCAACAUAUAAUUGCUUUCUACAUAUCAUAGCCAAAAUCAUAAAACCCUCACGAAAAUGGGGUGUCGUAUGUGAAAGCAGUUUAUUGGUGAACGCAACGUUUUGGGGCAUUUCUCUGGAACUAUACAGAGGGGUUACGCCUGUAGGAACCUCCUCAGCCGCAAAGAUCAUGUCCAGAUCCAACAGCGUGAGUCCACCCUGCGUCGGGACUCUGAGUCUGCGGGCCGGGACGGAGCACAGAUCCGCCUGGGGCGAGUCCGAGUCCGUAGCCAACGGAUGUCCAUACUCGGCCACAUCCUCGAGCAAAACGCUCGCACGGUCGAGCAGUCGACGGAGGGAGGAGGACGACCGGCGACCGGGGCGUGCCACCGUGACCGUCAGUAGGGUCAGCUUCAGGUCCAAGUCUGCGUGGCAACAACACGAGGAGGAGACUCGGAACAACAACCGGUCGUCCCCGAGGCACGCGGAUGGCGAGGUGAGACCCAGGUCGGUGGAGCUGGGUUUGGAAGACAGGGGAGUCGUAUCCAAGCCCGAGGAGGAGCCCGCGCCGGAGCUUCGCUGUUCCGCGGACGCCUGCUGCAACGGCGUGAUGCAGAUUUUCAGAUCCAAGAAAUUCCGGUCGGAGAAGCUGGAGAGGCUGUACCAGCGGUACUUCUUCCGCCUCAAUCAGAGCAGUUUGACCAUGCUGAUGGCUGUGCUUGUGCUCAUGUGUGCGGUCAUGCUGGGCUUCCACUGCGCCGCGGGUACGUGCAGUGUCACGUACGCGGUGGUUUUUUCGGCGGCCGCCUUGCUCAUCCUCGUGCUCAUUGCCGUGUGCAACCGGAACGGCUUCCACCAGGACCACAUGUGGCUCGUGUGCUACGUGGUCAUCCUGGUGGUGCUGGUGAUCCAGGCGGUGGGUGUGCUGCUCGUGCACCCGCGCAGCGCCUCGGAGGGCGUGUGGUGGACCGUCUUCUUCAUUCACGUCAUCUACACACUUCUGCCCGUGAGGAUGCGCGCGGCAGUCAUCACCGGAGUUGUGCUGUCGGCCACGCACGUGGCGAUCUCGUGGAAAGCAAACGAGCUGGACGCACUCCUGUGGAGACAGCUCGUGUCCAAUGUGCUCAUCUUCUCCUGCACCAACAUGGUGGGCGUGUGCACGCACUACCCUGCGGAAGGCUCUCAGAGACAGGCCUUCCAGGAGACCAGGGAAUGCAUCCAGGCCCGUCUUCACUCACAACGGGAGAACCAGCAGCAGGAACGCCUCCUGCUCUCUGUACUGCCCCGACACGUCGCCAUGGAGAUGAAAGCCGACAUAAACGCCAAGCAGGAGGAUAUGAUGUUUCACAAGAUCUACAUUCAGAAGCAUGACAACGUGAGCAUCCUCUUCGCUGACAUCGAGGGCUUCACCAGUCUGGCGUCCCAGUGCACGGCCCAGGAGCUGGUCAUGACCCUGAAUGAGCUGUUUGCACGGUUCGACAAGCUGGCUGCAGAGAACCACUGUCUGCGGAUUAAGAUCUUGGGCGAUUGCUACUACUGCGUGUCAGGUCUGCCAGAGGCACGGGCUGACCACGCCCACUGCUGUGUGGAAAUGGGCGUAGACAUGAUCGAAGCCAUCUCUUUGGUGAGGGAAGUCACGGGGGUCAAUGUGAACAUGCGUGUCGGCAUCCACAGUGGCCGCGUGCACUGCGGCGUCCUGGGUUUGAGGAAGUGGCAAUUUGACGUGUGGUCCAACGACGUCACGCUGGCCAAUCACAUGGAAGCUGGGGGGAAAGCAGGACGCAUUCACAUAACCAAAGCCACCCUGAACUACCUGAACGGGGACUACGAUGUCGAGCCCGGCUUUGGCGGCGAGAGGAACGCUUACCUGAAGAAGCACAACAUCGAAACCUACCUCAUAGUGGGCUGCAGUCAGAAGCGGAAAGAGGAGAAGGCCAUGAUUGCCAAGAUGAACCGUCAGCGCACCAACUCGGUCACACACAACAGCUCACACUGGACGGACCGGCCAUUUUAUAACCAACUGGGUGGUAACCAGGUCUCCAAAGAGAUGAAGAGGAUGGGAUUUGAAGACCCCAAGGACAAACAUUUCAUUUUCAGAAACACCCAGGAGAACCUGAACCCCGAGGACGAGGUGGACGAGUUCCUGGGCCGCGCCAUCGACGCGCGCAGCAUCGACCGCCUGCGCUCCGAGCACGUCAGAAAGUUCCUGCUCACCUUCCGCGAGCCCGACCUGGAGAAGAAGUACUCUAAGCAGGUGGACUCCCGCUUUGGGGCAUACGUCGCGUGCGCCUCUCUGGUCUUUCUGUUCAUUUGCCUCAUCCAGGUUGUCGUCAUACCACCCUCCACUGUGAUGGUCGGCUUUUUUGUGUCCUGUUCGAUCACGCUGACGGCCGUCAUGUUCGUCUCAGCAGUUUACACUUGUUUUGGGUUCUUUCCACGGCCACUGCAGAACUUGUCCAAAAGGAUUGUUCAGUCCCGUAUUAACAGCACUCUAGUCGGAGUCUUCACCAUCAUCCUGGUUUUUCUCUCGGCCUUCAUCAACAUCUUCACCUGCAGCACCGAUGACCUGAAGGUGUGUCUGGCCCAGGAGUUUAACAUCAACCCCAGCGGUGUCAACGCCUGCCACGUGCGCGCCUCUGCCUCCAACUACUCCCUGUGGUCAGGCAGUAGUCUCUGCCUCGGCCACUCCCCUACAUGCAACUUCCCAGAGUACUUUUCAGCGUGUGUGCUACUCAGCCUCCUCGCCUGCUCCGUGUUUCUCCAAAUGAGCAGCAUUGGGAAACUCUUCCUCAUGCUCUUCAUAGAAAGCGUGUACGUGCUGGUCGUGGAGGUGCUGGCGGUCAGCCUAUUCGACAACGUGGACCUGCUGGUGAUGGCCAAUGCCAUCGAGCACGUCAACGGAACAAGCUGUAUUGCAGACUCCAGGGUUCCUCUGAAGAUCAUGACUCCCGUGGUCAUCACCGUCUUUGUGCUGGUACUCUACUUACACGCCCAGCAAGUGGAGUCCACGGCCAGGCUGGACUUCUUGUGGAAGCUACAGGCCACAGAGGAGAAAGAAGAGAUGGAAGAGCUCCAGGCCUACAACCGCCGCCUCCUGCACAACAUCCUCCCCAAGGACGUGGCGGCCCACUUCCUGGCGCGCGAGCGGCGCAACGACGAGCUCUACUACCAGUCGUGCGAGUGCGUGGCCGUCAUGUUCGCCUCCAUCGGCAACUUCUCCGAGUUCUACGUGGAGCUGGAGGCCAACAACGAGGGCGUGGAGUGUCUGCGGCUCCUCAACGAGAUCAUCGCCGACUUCGACGAGAUCAUCAGUGAGGAUCAGUUCCGACAGCUGGAGAAAAUCAAGACCAUCGGCAGCACCUACAUGGCCGCCUCGGGCCUUAAUGACUCCACCUACGAUAAAGCCGGCCGCUCACACAUCCGCGCGCUGGCCGACUACGCCAUGCGCCUGAUGGACCAGAUGAAGUACAUCAAUGAACACUCCUUCAACAACUUCAAAAUGAAGAUCGGACUCAACAUGGGUCCAGUAGUGGCCGGAGUUAUAGGGGCUCGUAAGCCCCAGUACGACAUCUGGGGCAACACGGUGAAUGUAGCCAGCCGCAUGGACAGCACCGGAGUGCCUGAAAGAAUCCAGGUCACAACCGACCUCUACCAGGUCCUUAGUUCCUAUAACUACUCGCUGGAAUACAGAGGAGUUGUUAAAGUCAAGGGCAAAGGAGAUAUGGCCACCUACUUUCUGAACGGAGGACCCAGCAGCAGUUAAUGCCCACUGUGUCCCGUAUUUGUGACAUUACUGACAUGAGGCAGCUUAAUAAGGAAGGGGCUGGGCCUCGUGAACUCUCUUAAGAAGGAGAGAUGGAAACUAGGAGUGACUAGGGGCAACUUGUUCAGAGGUAGCCCGUGCCCAAUCAUAGUGCAGUGUGCCGUUCCCAUGUACUGAAGCCUCCGGUGGCCGGAACGGGGGACACCCUCUAGAGCCUUGUGCUGGUGUGUGGAGAAGCCCAGUCAGGAGGUAUGCCAGCAGGGAACAAGAUGAUCAGAAGAGACCAAAGAAACAGAAAGGUGUCUUGGACGUUGGAGUCAGUUCUCCCGUUCCUCCGUUUCCUGCGGUUUGAGAGGAUGGCUGCACUAUGGGGGCUGUUCCUCUGAAGGGUGCAACUGUGAAGUCACUGAAGUAUAUAACAGAUGCAGAUGUUUUAUGUGUAUAUAACACAUCUGUGUAUGUGAAGCAAAGUCCAUACAGUUCCACUGUCCUCCCACACUGCUGAGAUAAACAUGGGGAGAUUUGCUAAUGGGACCAUUUCCAGCAGAGUAACACUAUUCACACUUCAUAUGAAGGUUUUCAGGACUCGCUGUGGCUGGGAGACCAUGGUAGACGAUGCUAAAGAUGCAGAGACGAGGUGUCCACAACUAGCCACUUCGACGUCCAGGAUGGGAACUGCUUCGUGUGUGUGUGUGUGUGUGUGUGUGUGUGUGUGUGUCUGUCUGCGCGUGUGCGUGUUUGUAGAACACGUCCCCUGUCCCCACAAACGUACAUGUACCCACACACACGGACAAGCAUACACAGAAAAGUGUUUUUACCACUCACAAAGAAUGCACAUGAAAAACACUAAACUGAAGACACUUUGAAGGAAAGAAAACAUCCAAUCUGGCUUUAUUUUGUAUUUUUGACAUUUUGUAUUUUGUCUCAGAAACAAAACCGUAUCAAAACUAUUUUAGAGUCUCUAUUUUGUACAUUAAUAUAUAUAUUAGAGCAAUGUCUAUAAACACCGAUGUGUAUUCAGAUGUAUAUGUCAGAAAAAUGUGCAAAAAUCAUGCAUAUUGACAUGGGCAGAGGUCUGAUUUAAUGGCUCUAAAUUCUUUCACCUCAGCUUUCCCUUUGCAUCCAGACAGCAACUGCACACAUUUGAAAACCACACAAAAAAACCCCCAAACCUCUGAAUCAGGUAGAAAUGUGGCCACUGCACCCUGUGCUCGUGAGUUAAAGUGACAGUCAGACUAGAGUUGUUCACAUUAUUGCAGCCUUUUUCUGCUUAGCAAACACGGCUUGCACUGCUUUUAGCCUUGCGUUAAAGUUGAAACCCUAAACUUUAAUACACACCUUGGCCAUUUUUGCACUACACCUCUGCCUUCCUGACAUCCCUGCCUCCCCCUCCCAGCUCAAUCAGAUGGUACGACCCAAUGAAUGUUCAUUUUCUCCAAUGAGGCCUUUAUAUAUAUACAUAUAUAUAUAUAUAUAUAUAUAUAUAUAAAGAAUGCUGGGUGACCACUAAUCCGUGCCAUGCUCAUCAGUGGAGUCCAUUUUUUGACAGUACAUGUUUUGGUAUAUUUUUACUUGUGGGUUUUUUUUUUUGCACUGUAAAUAUUGCCAAUUUAAGUCAGGUAGUCAUGCAAUGGUCAUGUUUCUGUGCAGAAUGUUCCAUCUGUAUUACGGAGGGUUACUGUUUGCCGAUGGUGGUCUUUGUUUAAGAGCUGUCAUUUACAGUAUCUGAGACAGGGUUCUUUACCUAGACGCACUGCAUACUGUGUACCAAGUUUUGUUUUGGGUUGUUUUCCUUUUGUCAUUUAGUCAAAAAGCCCUUUGGGGGCUUCCAAAAUAGUUUGAGUAUUUAUGAAGGUUGAUCAGUGCCAUUGUUUUACUUUCACUUUCAAUCUGUCCAGCAAGACUAGAAUUGUGUGAUUUGUUCUAUGUAAGUAGUAUUUGGCUUUUUAACCCUAGUUAAUGCAGGUGCCAUGAUUUCUUAAUUUCAGUGGAAUUAAACAGCCAUUAUGAUAAAUACAUGGAAUCAUUUAAUGGUGGGAUGAAUGAGAAGCAACACGGAAUUACGGUCUCUUUCCCUCUCCCUGAGAUAUCCAGGUUCCAAAAAAUUUUUUGCAACCUCAAGUAUCCAGGUUAUGUCGGUGGCCGGACUGCAGAUUUCACAGAGAUAAUUUAUGGAUUGUUUUCCAUAUCUGCCAUGUCAAAAUAAACGUUAUGCCUUUUUUUUUUUACAUUCAAAUAAAGCACUUCAAUGCCGUUA
Messenger RNA from Electrophorus electricus (electric eel), 8039 nucleotides. RefSeq names its product adenylate cyclase 5 (gene adcy5). NCBI's taxonomy places the organism in Eukaryota, Metazoa, Chordata, Actinopteri, Gymnotiformes, Gymnotidae. Gene Ontology annotation, cellular component: plasma membrane. Gene Ontology annotation, molecular function: adenylate cyclase activity. The record is from RefSeq and is a predicted model, not a curated record. Gene Ontology annotation, biological process: adenylate cyclase-activating G protein-coupled receptor signaling pathway; cAMP biosynthetic process; intracellular signal transduction.